AUGGGAAAUGAUCCCUGGCCGCUUGAUUUCUCGCAGAACCAUGGGACUCAGGCUGAAAUGAGGAAGUGCUCUUUGCAGAAAAGAAAAGUCAGUCCUGAAUCUUACUCUCGGGUUUUUCAGGUCUGUGGAUUUCAGGAGACAAAUACUGAGGUAAAACACUAUUAUGAAGUUAAUUUCAGAGAAGAAAAGGGGUCAAGAAGAGAGAUAGAAAAAGGUGCAGUUAAAGUGAGAGAACAGCCUUCUCCUAAUUUGGAAAAAUAUGCUAAACCUGUUUUCCUGGAUUCUAAGAGCCUGGUACUAUGCACAUCUGCUUUUAUAUCUGGACUUGAAUUUCCUGCCACAGUUGUCUAUAGAACCCUGUUUGAUGCAAGUCAUUUGCUGAGAUCUGAUAAGAAGGUUUCAGACAGAUAUUCAACAACCGGUCAGAGCUCUGUCACAUGGCAGCAGUUUCUGGAUGGUGAUUUACAGUUCUGCAAAUGGGUCAGAGAAAAGAUAAUUCUUGGAAAAGAGAGUGGAGAACUGGUUGUUCCUAAAAGGCUUCCUCUGAUGCAUAAGCGAGGUAUUGAGUAUAUCCACGACAAUGACAUUCAGGAAAUUUAUGAAGAAGAAUUGUUGUAUAAAUUAAAAAUAAAGAGAAAAAUCUUGAUACUUCAUCUUAUAAGAUCAAGGGAAUUCCUAUCCUCAAAUUAUAGUGAAAUAUUAUACUCCCCGAAUGAAGAAAUGAUCACCAGGCAUCCUGAAAUUGUGGAUCAUUGUUUUUACCAAGGGUCCAUUGUACAUGAACAUGAUUCUUCUGCCAGCAUCAGCACAUGUGAUGGUCUGAGGGAGUUCUUUAGAAUAUAUGACCACAGUUACUUCAUUAAAACAAUGAAAAAUUCAGAUAAUGGAGAACAUUUGGUAUUCAAAUAUAACCCAAGGGUGACGUUUUCUGCAAAUUAUUCUUGUAGAGAAGCCAAUUUUACUAGGAUAACUCUUUUAAAGAAUAAUACUAAAUCCACUGAAGACUCCAAUAUGGCAAACAUAUAUGAAGAAAAGUUUAUUGAAUUAUACAUUGUUGCUGAUAUGAGUGUGUAUCACAGGAAUAAUUAUCUUCACAGUAAACUAAGAAGUUGAGUAUGGGGCAUGGUCAAUUUUGUCAAUAUGAUUUUAAUUGGCAAAUGGUUCAACACUCCCACACAAGGAGCUUCCUUCUCAGGGGGUAUGUGCCUGCCUUAUUAUUCAUCAAGUAUUGUCAAGGAUUUUUCACCUGACCUAAAUGUAGUCGCAAGCAAAAUGGCUCAUCAGCUGGGGCAUAAUCUUGGGAUGCUCCAUGAUGAAUGCCCUUGUAUUUGUACUUUGGGAGCAUGUGUGAUGGAUCCCAACGGAAGUGCUCCUGCUAUAAAAUUCAGUAAAUGCAACAAAAUCCAGUUCAUGGAGUAUUUCAAGGAUCAUAAAACAACAUGCAUUGUCAAUAUUUCAUUUUCCUAUCAAUUAAGUGAUCCCCCAUAUUGUGGAAAUAAUAAAUUGGAUGAUGGAGAAGAAUGUGACUGUGGAUCGUUUCAGGAGUGCACUAAUCCAUGCUGUGAUGCACAUAAAUGUAUGUUGAAGCCAGGAUUUACUUGUGCAGAAGGAGAAUGCUGUGAAUUUUGUCCGAUGAAAAAAGCAGGUUCCAUACGUAGACCAAAGAGAGAUGAAUGUGAUUUUCCUGAAAAGUGUACUGGCCAUUAUUCUGCGUGUCCUAAAGACCAAUUCCAAGUAAAUGGAUUUCCUUGCAAUAAUGCAAAAGGCUAUUGCUUCAUGGGAAAAUGUUCCACCCAGGAUGAUCAAUGUCUGAAAUUGUUUAGUGAUGGAGCAAAAGACAGUUCCGAGAAUUGUUAUGAGUUAAAUUAAAAAGGAAAUAGAUUUGGAUACUGCAAAAACAAGGGAAGUGGAUUAAUGCCCUGUGAAGAGUAAGACAUCAAAUGUGGAAAGAUAUACUGCACAGGAGGGCAACAUCUACCUAGUCUUGGAGAAGAAAAGAUUUAUUAUCUUAAAAGAUUUCAAAAACAAAAUGCCACCACUGAAUGCAAAACCUUCUUUCUGUAUGACAAUUUUGAAGAUUUGGGCUUGGUUGCUCCAGGAACAAAAUGCGGAGAUAAAAUGGUAUGCAGUAAUGGUGAAUGUUUGAAUAUGGAUGAGUUCUACAAUUCAAUCAAUUGCUCUGCUGAGUGCAAGGACAAUGCUGUAAGCCAGAAUGCCAAUAUAUCUAUUUUGAUAAUUGUGUUUUUCCUGGUUUUAAUUGGUGCUGGAAGCACUACAUUUUUAAUUCAUCAAAAAUGUAUUAAUUUGAAGCAAGUUCAAAGCCCACCUAGAGAAAUACUGGGAAUAGAGAAUAAAGGAUACUUUGGGGAUGAGCUACAGACAAGGAGUGAGCCAAUAUUACUGGAUAUUAAUCAACUCCAAAAACUUCCAGAGGUGACCUGUCUGUUUCACUUCUCUUCAGAUUUGGAAGAGACUGACCUUGAAUCCUCUUCUCUUGAGACUGAUGGUGGAAGGUGA
This is a messenger RNA of Suncus etruscus (white-toothed pygmy shrew), 2517 nucleotides long. RefSeq names its product ADAM metallopeptidase domain 7 (gene ADAM7). Gene Ontology annotation, biological process: proteolysis. NCBI's taxonomy places the organism in Eukaryota, Metazoa, Chordata, Mammalia, Eulipotyphla, Soricidae. Gene Ontology annotation, cellular component: plasma membrane. Gene Ontology annotation, molecular function: metalloendopeptidase activity. The record is from RefSeq and is a predicted model, not a curated record.